Cottoperca gobio is the source of this 594-nucleotide messenger RNA. It is a transcript of the gene lamtor4, whose product is annotated as late endosomal/lysosomal adaptor, MAPK and MTOR activator 4. Gene Ontology annotation, cellular component: lysosome; Ragulator complex. Lineage: Eukaryota; Metazoa; Chordata; Actinopteri; Perciformes; Bovichtidae. Gene Ontology annotation, biological process: cellular response to amino acid stimulus; positive regulation of TOR signaling. The record is from RefSeq and is a predicted model, not a curated record. Gene Ontology annotation, molecular function: guanyl-nucleotide exchange factor activity. The coding region runs from base 156 to 458 and encodes 100 amino acids. The transcript has 4 exons.
AAGAAAGCUAGAUACUGGAGAAGGACGCUUGACCGCUCAUGUGUUGAUGUGUAAAUUCUGACAGUACUUGAAGGCCUCAACAGUCACGUGAAGAAUCACGUGAAAGGCGGAGACGCAGUAGCUUAACUCCAAUUUGUAAAAACAGAAGAAGAAGAAUGACGACAGCGACUCUGACUGCGGGUCUGGAGCGGAUCCCGGAUCAGCUCGGGUACCUGGUCAUCAGCGAGGACGGAGUCCUGGCCUCUGCAGGUGAGCUGGAGAACGAUGAACUCACAGCAGGUGUGAUGAUGCAGAUGGUUCGGACUGCCUGUCGCUUCCGGUUACCGGGAGCAGCCGAGCCGCCCUUCAAACGCAUGUCAGUGAUCCUGGAGGACUUCGUCUACACGGUGACGGUUUCUGGUCAGAAAGUGUUUGUGGUCAAACGUCAGAACAACCAGCAGGAACCAAUCAGCGUGUAGCGCCGGACACAGGAAGUGAAGCGGAGGUCAAAGGUCAUCAGAUCUGCAGCUGGACGCGUUUCUAACUUGGCUCGUGUUUUAUGUUUGAAAGUGUAUUUAACUGAAUAAAAUGAAUCUUUAAUUAUUUAAAUGUUUA